AUGAACCCCUCCCACCACGGCAAGGUGACCCCAGUUGUAAAGGUCCCCUCUUUUUCUUACGAGAGUAUUAUCCCGUUUUUUAUUUGGGCUACUUCAAGGGCUAGCAACACCCCUCUUGGUCCCUUUUCCCGGCAAGCAGGCGGCCUGAUUGUGGCCGGUCAGGUCAACGGUGGUCCCCCUCGGGAGGGUCAAACAGUCAUGGCACCACGGAGCCCCCCUGAGCCAUUGUGCCUCCGGGUGGAAAAAGAAAACCCGAGCAAGGAGCACGUCACCUGCUCCCAGAGGGUGACAAGCCCAAAAAAACCAUGCAAAACAGUCUGUCCACCAGGUUGUCCAACAGUGGACCGCGUGCUGGCCCCUCCGGGCCCAGCCCCCCGGGCCCAGGAAGGUACGGGUACCCCAAGACCCCCCCUGACCGAUGGGCCACCAGCGGAACCAGGAAACAGCCUUUCCCCCAGAGCAAGCCCAAAGCCGAAAGGGGGGGCCGAAACGACCGGGGCCCGGAGACCGACCUGGGGAGAUUUGGGCCCCCCCAAGGCUUUUCCCCCCAGUCAAGGUACCUGUAAACCCAAAGGCUUCGACAAUGCCUCCCAAAUGGUGGACAUUGGAGCCCCAAGCAAAAUCGGUUGUCAAUGGGGUUUGCCAUUUCAGAGAUGA
This is a messenger RNA of Penaeus monodon (black tiger shrimp), 657 nucleotides long. RefSeq names its product basic salivary proline-rich protein 2-like. The record is from RefSeq and is a predicted model, not a curated record. Lineage: Eukaryota; Metazoa; Arthropoda; Malacostraca; Decapoda; Penaeidae. The coding region runs from base 1 to 657 and encodes 218 amino acids. The transcript is spliced from 3 exons.